UGUCAGUCGCGUUGUUCAUCGUCGUGGAGAACAGACGUCCAUUUUUAUUGCUCUCGCAGUGUGCCCGAACUUCAUUUGCUGGGAUUGUUUUGUCGCAAGUACGAGAGUGUGAAACGGAUAGGCGACGGUACGCACGAGGAGGAUAUUUCCAAACAGAAGAAAACAAAACACGGUAGAAAAAAUAAGAAACCAAAAAGGGAAAGAACGAUGAGCGUGGAAUUUUGCUGGACAAGGACGGCUGAUCAUGUGCGACUGGCCGAAAUCGCAUCUCAGAAAAGCUCGUGCUUGGCCGUCAAUUUCAAUCAACUUCAGCUUCAGGACCCCUGGGCAGCGGCAAACGGUAGCUCCACAGCCGGCAGCCGUUCGGGGCUAUUGAUCUGCAGCGGACAACCGCAGGCGGCGGAUGACGACGCUUCAAAUUGCUCUUCCGGCUACGACUAUCGUAGUCUUGCGUUGCACAUCAACAGUUGGCUCGAUAAUCUACCGGCGGAUUCCAAGUGGAACAGGUCGUUGACGGCGGUAAGGAUCGUCGGAGCGGCGCCGGACGCUUUGCUGGCCGAUCAUCUGUACCAAAGUAUUCGCCGUGAGUUAGUUGGCCGGCAGAAAGAUUGCACAACAACAGCCGAUGGACAUUGGACGGAACGGAUCGGCUGCCAACUGGCCAAGGAUACCCGUCUGACGAUCGUGCUCGCCGGGAUCGAUCGGCUCGACUCGUGGGGCCUCAUGUCGCUCGACAAACUUCCGGAGAACGUUCGACUCAUCGUCACAUGUUCCAGCCCGUUGAAAGACGUCCGCGGAUGGACAGCCGUUCACAUGUCUUGCCCGGGAGGACCUCCGCCGUCCGCCUGGUCUUCGGACGCAAUCCUGGCUCCAUUCACCUCCUCGGCCGAAACGAUCGACGCCAUUUUGGCGCCAUUCUUCGACAGUAUGGAGAGCCAGUAUCCGGCCGAUUUCGUCCGUAAAACAUGCGCCGUUAUGAACCUAGCUUCGGGCGCGGCCGGAUGUCAUUCUUCCGGACUGACGGAAGAGGAAUGGCGUCAAUGUCUGGAAUCCCUGUCCGUAGGCGAGAGUCUCCAUCAACACCUCGGGCAGUUGAUCCAAUCAUUAGACGCCCUUCUCAUCCGAGUGGAUGCUCAUUCGGCUUCCGGCGGACUCGCGACACCGGAAAGAGGUGACGAGGAUCGUCGACUGGAAUUGCCACUUGCCUCGGUGGGGUACACCUGGAGUCAACCGGCUUUGUCAUUUGCCCGCCGGAGAUACAAACAGAGUGAAAACUUGGCCGCGGCUGCAUUUACCGCCAUCCCAUCCGCUUUGAAAUGCAGCGAAAACAACAGCCUCGUUGAUGCGUCCGUUUCCGCGCUUCGCUGGCUCGCUCGUUUCUAUUCGAUUGUUGGCGAAACGUCGAUUUACAUGGAACGAGAUCUGUUCGAGGAAACAUUGUUCGAUUGGAGGACGUGGCGGUUGGCAGCGCGUGCUGGAAGGCUCGGUUUGAGCCUCAUUUCGGCCAGCGUUCAACAGUCAGCCAUCCGAUGGAUCGACUCUCAUCUCUGGCUGCUGGAACGCUCCUUGUCGUGGAUCAGUCAAGUCGAUUGCAACGAUUGCGGCGUAAUUGCAUCGCAACAGCUCGCAGCCCAGUUAAUAGUGGCUCUCAAACCCUACGCAGAUAAGGAGAAUAGCAAGAAACACUUGUGGCGAUUGUAUUGCGAUGCCCUAACGGAAUGCGAUCAAUUUAGCGGACCCGUUUUGGUGGCGACGUCGUCCGGCUGGAAUUGGAACCAUUCGGGAAAACCCCUAGAGAGAAAAGUGGACGUCUUCCAGCGCGAGCCGAUUCAGUUAAUGACCGCCAGUCCAGACGGCCAGUGUCUUGUCUUGGUCACAGCUGAUCCUAUCGAUCCGUUCUUCAGUCUCUCGGCGGCCAAUGGACGCCGGAUAGCCGUUUAUAAAGGGCACAGCGGACGGGUCAGUUGCGUGCACGUCACGGGCGACAGCCGUCACGUUAUCAGCGGCGGUGAAGAUCUCAGCGUCAUUGUUUGGGAUUUUUACAGCGGCAACAUCGCAUUGCGGAUCAGGGAGCACAUCGCAUCCGUCUCUGUCGUGUCGUCCGUUAUUUCCAGCCGGCUGAUUCUCACCGGAGGAGAGGAUAGCAUUGUGAUGUCAUUCCAAUGGCAGCCGGGCAAAGGUCAACAUUCAGAGUCUCGAUUGGCUCGCAUCGAUCAUCAUCGCGGACCGAUCACUGCCCUGGCCGUCAAUCAUCGAGAAGAUGUUUUAGUGUCCGCCUCGCAGGAUGGGUCGAUGUGUCUGUGGUCGCUGGAUGACUGGACGCUGUUGAAUCUGAUCGAGGUCGGACAACCUGUUGGACACGUCACUCUAUCGCGAGACGAUGUCUUUCUGUUGGCCGUCGGGUUGGACGACGGAUUCCCUCGACUCUAUUCACUCACCACGGGCUCCUCACUCAGAACUUGGACGGACCUGCCCAUUAAGGUCAUAGGAGCUGUGAUUGUUGGAGGAAACGGCCAUUCCCACGCUGCCGUGAUGGCCGAAGACGGCCGGCUGCUGUGUUACGAUUGCCAUAGCGGCCAGUUGAUCCACGCAUUGUCCAUCGAUUACCCAGGCAAAAGUGCGGCAACAACGUCGUCGUGCUGUACUCGCACUGACGAUCCACGUCUGUUUUUUCAUUCAGUGGGCAAUAAAGUGAAGAUGUGGCUGCUACGCUACGAAGAGAAACGGCCCGCAGUGGCGGUGAACAGUCCUAUGACGUAUCUUGCCAUGUCGCCAAUAGAUGGCGCCACUGUAGCUACUGGCGAUCGCUCGGGCCAAGUUCAAUUGUGGCGGACCUCCAACUUAUCAAGGAUCGCCCAGUGGGGCCAUCUAUCGGCACCCGUUAGCGUCGUUAACUUUGACGCCGCCGGCCUGUACAUCGCUUCGGCUGCAGAAGACGGAACGGUGGCCGUCUGGCAUUUAGACGCCGGGCAAACUCUUCCGGCGACGCAAAUACACCCGGCCGGCUGCAGAGUCAACCAGUUGGCCAUUAUGGCCGAUUGGAAUGGUUACGUCUUGUCUUCCGAUUCGGCCGAAACGGUCAUCCAAUGGAAGCUGGGCACAGGAGAAAUUGUCCGCCAGUGGACUAUGGCCGCUUCCAAACUCCUCGUCGUGGCCAGCAACACCCGCUGGAUGGCCGGAGCCACAAGAUCCAACAGUGUCCGGCUUUGGUCGCUGGAAUUGACUGAGGAACACAAAGAAGCGAUAGCUGUCAGUCACGCUGACGAAGUUUUAUGUCUCACGUGUACGCCGGACAGCCGCUACCUCAUCACGGGCUCUAAAGACUCAUCCUUGAAAAUGUGGGACGUUCUAGCCGGGCCGACCGAUAAAGGUGGAAAACUAGUUCAAAUUAUGGCCGGACACGGCGAUCACGUCACUGUCGUCGUUGCCGCUCAUGUUGCCAAUGUCCCUGCCCUGGCCAACAUGGCCAACAGUAAGCAUUUACUGGUGGUUUCCGGCUCGCGUGACGGUCAGCUCAUUAUUUGGGAUGCCCAGCACGGCAGCGAAAUCCAUUCCAUGAGACGGCACGUGUCAACCAUCACUUGCUUGAAAAUUACAACUGAUGGCUCCGUUGUUGUAUCCGGCUCGGAAGAUGGGACGGUGCGCGUCUGGAACAUGAGGUUGGGCACUAGCCUAUCAUCUUUCGCCUUAGAUUGCCCUGUAUAUCAGAUUGUCAUGUCACCCGACGCAUCAAGAAUGUGGAUCAGGAUGGCUCAAAAAGCCAUUCCAGCUAUUUUAGAUCUUAGACACACACCUGCUGUUCUAGUCAAAACAGAAGUGGCUUCUCGUCCAGCUUCGCCAGUUCACCUGAGGAAAGCUCCGCCUACUCGUCGUCUGCUCAAGAAGGAAAUCUCCCUCGAUUCUUAUACCUGGCUCAAGCGAUACGGAUCGAAGAACGGGGGCAGCCAACAACAUCACAAUCAAGUGGCCGCUCACGCUCAGCAAAUGUCCGUUUCGCCGUCUCCAACAGUCGAGUCGGUCCUGAUGAAACUGUCACGACGCAAUUCAUUCUGCAACGUGCCAGAGUCUGCAGAGACGUGAAGAGUCACUCGUUAUGCAAAUUCCAGGAGAUGCACCUUAUAUAGUAUAUAUUUUUUGUUUCCAUUCGUUCUUUAUUUAAACGUUUUAACCUUAUUCCGUUUCACACAUCAGUCGUUUUAUCGAUUGAGUCUCUAAUGCUGUUUAUCAAAACAAACCAAAGAAAAAGUGCACGUACACAUUUCAAUUCGUCUUUCUAUCCCACCAAACCUGAUCUCAACAGAUGGGUCGAUUCUUCUUGUUGGCGAGUGAGUUAUUCUAAAUGUCCAUAUCGUCCCUAUGGCUGGCGUUUUCCCGCACGUCUGCACAGACAGUUCGUGCAUUACUUAGCCAAAGGAAUAAUGUGCUACAUAUAGUCACCGACACUGUGUCCCAAAUAUUUAUUCAACGUUUUUUUACGUGUUCUUGACUUCGAGAAUCAUGUGUAUCGUGCUGCCAUGAAGAAAUAAUGUAAUUAUAUUAAAUGGACGGAGCUUGAGAUGUAUUUCGUUCCCCCUUUUGACAGACAAUCAGUGAACGAAAUCUCUAUUCCUCCCUUUACCAACCCCUGCCUGCUUAGUGUUGUCUCUAAAGAAA
This is a messenger RNA of Daphnia carinata, 4653 nucleotides long. RefSeq names its product protein qui-1-like. Gene Ontology annotation, molecular function: protein binding. Lineage: Eukaryota; Metazoa; Arthropoda; Branchiopoda; Diplostraca; Daphniidae. The transcript is spliced from 13 exons. The record is from RefSeq and is a predicted model, not a curated record. The coding region runs from base 208 to 4080 and encodes 1290 amino acids.